AUGGGAAGACACUGGGUGGAGGUAAAGGACUUUGUCCUGCUGAGGGUGAGAGAAAAUCUGCUAGAUGCAGAAAUUGAUGAGGUUCGAGAGAAAGAGAAAACCGCCAUGCUUGUGCAGCCGUCACGCCGUUUAGGUCCCAAAUUCAAACGAGGAAUAUUUGAAAAGAGAUGGGAACCUGCCCGGGCAGAGGAAGACAGUCUUGCAGAGAUCGAGAAGGCAGAGAGACGGCUCCUCAGCAUGAGCAGGGCCCCCGAGGGGACAGGAAGCUUAAGGAAGAGGCACUUCAAGGAGGCGAGAGUCAAGAGUCUGUGGAGCAAGCAAAGCGCCCAGACGCCUGUGGAGAACAGCACCACGGACAGGCAGCUCGGGAGCCCAGCCUCAAUGGAGCUGGAGCACAAGCUGGAGCAGAAGCCCAGGGCGUUAGUGGAAAAUUCCUUCCCUUCAGAGCCCUUACUCCCAAAGGAUCAUGGGAAGGAACUCUCUUCCUCCCUAGGACCGGCCCUGGUGGACACGGCUCCGGUUCCAAAAUCGCUACCCGAGUUUCUAGACAGACGGAAAGACUUGUCUGACACCAUUUUUGUUUUAGAAAGUGCAAAUGCUAAUGUGAAGAGAGCAAAGGGUUCUAACCCAAAUUUACAACCUGAAGAGAGACGUGGAAACCUUAGGAAGAAAAAAUCUCAUUUCCAGUUGAUUGCAAAGAGGCCGGUGGCAGCAUCGUCUGCAGUGAGGAGCCUGGUAAAUUCCCCUGCACAAGGGGUCUUGUCAUCUUUAGGCAACCUGAGUUACCCAGAAAGGCCCUUUUCAGAAUCAUAUACGGCUUCACAGCCUUCUACAGAAAUACCUCUGGAAGAAAAUCAGGCGGCAACAGAUAAUGUUAAAGAAAAUAUUCUCAAACUAACCGUCACUGUGCCUGCAAAAAUUAUAUCAGAAAAUAAACCUCGUGAGAAACCUACUACAGGUUCUAUUGUGUCUACAUCCAACUUAGUUCCAACCGUUCAGCAAACCAGCAAGCCACAGUCAGACUUCACUGUGGGGUCUGAUACGCAUGUUCCUUCCACAGAAGCUGCUCACCCAUCGCUCAUGUCACCAGGAGAACAGUUUGAAUCCCAUCUAAACCAGCAGCUGCGGCCCCUCAUCCCUAACAACGAUGUGAGAAGGCUCAUCUCUCACGUUAUCAGGACUUUGAAGAUGGACUGCUCUGACACUCAUGUGCAACUGGCCUGUGGCAAGCUCAUCUCCAGAACAGGCCUCCUGAUGAAGCUUCUCAGUGAACAGCAAGAUUUCAAGUUGUCCAGGACCGACUGGGAUACAGACCAGUGGAAAACCGAGACCUACAUCAAUGAGAGCACAGAAGCGCAAGGGUCUGGAACCAAGUCAGCUCACAAAAGAAGUUCCAGGAUACAGUGUUAAAAACAAGCUCAUCUAUGACUGUAGCAGUGACCAUUUUAACUAACACUUCCUGUCUCACUGGAGUAAGGACGAUUCCAGGAAGAAAUUUCCAGAAAGAAAAAUUCACACUUUCAAAUGAUGUUUCCAAAAAGGUCAGCAUCCUCUGCAUCGAGAAGUCUCAGAAGUCCCCGUCAGGAGGGGCCUUUUCAUCUUCAGGAGACUUGAAUUCUCUGGAGAAUUCUUUGUCAGGAUUACAUCAUCUUUCAGAACCUUCUAGAACAGUGUUUUUCACCUUCUAGAGUGACCCUUUAAUACAGUUCUCAUGCUGUGGUGACUCCCCAACCAUAUCCUUAUUAUAUUGCUACCUCAUAACUAA
Rattus norvegicus (Norway rat) is the source of this 1765-nucleotide messenger RNA. RefSeq names its product leucine-rich repeat-containing protein 37A3-like. The record is from RefSeq and is a predicted model, not a curated record. NCBI's taxonomy places the organism in Eukaryota, Metazoa, Chordata, Mammalia, Rodentia, Muridae.